CCUUCUCUUUGCAUCGCCAGCUGCCAGAAGGCGGUGUUGGACCUAGGAAAGAAAAUCCAUGGCGUCUUCGAAUUAGGGUUUCUCUCUUCACAGUUGCUACACCAAUUAUGGCUUCCCUCUUGCUCUCUAAACCCUCUAGCCUCUCCACUUCCUUCCUCCCCACAAAGCCUUUCUUCCAUGGAAAUGCGAAGAACCGGAAAACUUAUUGCGCCACUUUUAAAGGCCCUAGGUGUGCUGUGGAUACACCACACGAAGGUAAUGUCCAGAAAUUUUCUCGGUUGAGAGUGUGGGAUCCUUAUAAACGCCUUGGCAUUACCCGUGAUGCCUCUGAGGAGGAAAUUUGGGGAUCACGCAAUUUUCUCUUGCAACAGUAUGCUGGUCAUGAGAAAAGUGAGGAAUCAAUAGAAGCUGCAUUCGAGAAAAUACUGAUGGCUAGCUAUCAACAUAGGAAGAAAACAAAAAUUAAUUUGAAGAGCAAGUUGAAGAAGAAAGUGGAAGAAUCUCCACCUUGGGUUAAGAAUUUGCUCAAUUUUGUGGAACUUCCUCCAACUGAUGUUAUAUUUAGAAGAUUGUUCCUAUUUGCAUUUAUGGGUGGCUGGAGUAUUAUGAAUUCUGCUGAAGGUGGACCUGCUUUCCAGGUCGCAGUAUCUUUAGCAGCAUGCAUAUAUUUCCUCAAUGAGAAAACAAAGAGCUUGGGCAGGGCCUUCAUCAUUGGAUUUGGUGCUCUUGUGACUGGCUGGAUAUGUGGUUCUCUCCUGGUCCCCAAUAUUCCAUCAGUUAUAUUACACCCUACUUGGACGCUUGAACUCCUAACAUCACUGGUUGUUUACUUUUUCCUCUUUCUUGGUUGUACCUUUCUCAAGUAAAAUGUCGUCUAUGGCAUAAUCAUCGGCAUUCACUUUCAUGGCGUUUUUGAAAGUUCUAAACAAGAACAAUUCUGAAAGCAUUUUUAUGUUUAUGGAGCAUGGAGUUAUCUAC
This is a messenger RNA of Carya illinoinensis, 978 nucleotides long. Its product is annotated as protein CHAPERONE-LIKE PROTEIN OF POR1, chloroplastic. Bases 108 to 866 code for a protein of 252 amino acids. The record is from RefSeq and is a predicted model, not a curated record. NCBI's taxonomy places the organism in Eukaryota, Viridiplantae, Streptophyta, Magnoliopsida, Fagales, Juglandaceae. The transcript is spliced from 5 exons. Gene Ontology annotation, cellular component: chloroplast membrane.